This is a messenger RNA of Cladocopium goreaui, 5711 nucleotides long. The record is from the annotation of a GenBank genome assembly. NCBI's taxonomy places the organism in Eukaryota, Dinophyceae, Suessiales, Symbiodiniaceae.
GUAAGCGGUAUGUGAAAGAUGAGAUCUACACAUACACCGCCAACGUCCUUCUUGCGGUGAACCCAUAUAAAGGUCUAUCGCACCUCUAUUCCAAGGAGGUCAUGAGCAAAUAUUGGGGCAAGAACCCCGGCACUUUGCCACCACAUCCUUAUGCCAUUUCAGAUGUGGCCUACCGACAGAUGCUGAGGGAUCGCAAGAAUCAGGCUCUGGUGAUCAGUGGCGAAAGUGGUGCUGGCAAGACCGAGACAGCGAAAAUCACCAUGCGCUAUCUGACCUCCAUGUCUAGAACUGAUGCGGCACAAGGAUCACGUAUUCAGGACAAGAUCAUCAUGGCAAAUCCGAUUUUGGAGUCCUUUGGGAACGCCACCACCGUGAUGAAUCUGAACUCCUCCAGAUUUGGGAAGUACAAUGAGAUGAUGUUCAACCCUGUGGGUUCACUCGUGGGCGCUGGCAUCAAGACUUUCUUGCUCGAGAGUUCCAGGGUGGUUUCGCAGCAGAAAGGUGAGAAGAACUACCAUGUCUUCUACGAACUCCUUGCCGGGAUGGAGGAAGAGGCCCUGAAUAUCAUGUGGCUGGAACGCGAUCGCAGCUAUAAGUUGCUCCACGCAAGCGGUGCCUCACCGCAGCCAGCCGAUGCAAAUCGCCUGGCUAAACAGUUUCAGGAGCUGCGGCAGGCGCUUUCGAUCUUCCUGGAUGAGGAAACACAGGAUCACAUUUGGCAAACGCUCGCUGCGCUGAUUCACCUGGGAGAGGUGGAUUUCCAGGAAUUGGAAGCGAGCGACUCGGAGAAGACGGGUGAGCCCUACCUCGAGCCGUCGCCGUCGCACUGCAGCGCCACGCCCUCCUCCGCGGCGAACACGGCCGCCUCGGAGGCGAUCUCCGGCGAGGCGCUGUCCACGCAAUCGGCCAAGGUGGAGAUCGAUGAGAAGACCGAGGAUUGCCUGGACAUGGCUUGCGACCUGCUUGGUUUGAAUGUGGUCUCCGUGGCAAAGGUGCUGAAGUUCAGGGAGAUGCACGUAAAUCGCCAGGGAAGGAUCUCACACAUCAAGUGCCCCAGGACCUUGGCUCAGGCGAGGCAGACCCUGCAGUGCAUCAUCAAAAUCCUUUACAAACGGCUCUUUGACAAGAUCGUUUCCAGCAUCAACGAGGUCUCCAAUUCUGGAGCGGCCCGGCAGAGCGAGGGCAACUAUCACAACAUUGGGACCUUGGACAUCUACGGCUUUGAACGUUUGGAGUCCAACAGCUUUGAACAGCUCUGCAUCAACUUGGCCAACGAGCGGUUGCAGCAGUUCUUUGUGGAGGAGGUUCUUGAAGCCGAACAGCGCAUGUACCGCGAUGAGAGGUUGAACGUCCACAGCAUGGAGCUCCCCGACAGCGCCCCCGUGGUGAGCGGCAUCCAGUCGGUGCUCCGGCUGUUGGACGAGCACUCCCUGAGGGCGGUGAAGAAUUUGGUGCGCGACGGGGCGCAGAAGGAUUCCAAGUUCUGCGAACAGGUCUAUCGUGAGCUGAUCGAUGUCAAGGGGCAACCCAGUCAUCGCGGCACAAUCCUUGCGCUGAAGCUGAAGGCGAGUCGCACAGAUCGCGGGCCCAGCUUGCACGAUGGCUUUCAGAUCGCGCACUAUGCAGGUGCUGUGUCCUACACCACCAAGGGUUGGAUCGACAAGAACAACGACUCGCUAGUGCCAGAAAUCGAAACCAUUUUGGCGGACGCCGACCGGUCGCUGAUCGCAGACAUGGCCGACCGGAGCCGAUGUCAAUCCGGCAACGGCGGCGAGCGCUUGUGCUCCGUGAGUAGCAACUGGGGCGAGUUUGUUGAAUGUUUGAGCAAGUAUUUGAGCAAUUUGACCAACUUGUUGGACACCCUGACGCUUGCAGAUGCUUCAGUCCUUGCCGAUGAACGCAAAGCUGGUCUCUUCAAGCCAAAGUACGUAUUGGAUCAAGUCAUUCAGUGUGGAACUGUGGAGCUGGUGAACAUUAUGCAUCACGGCUAUCCGCAUCGAUGCAUCUUGAGGGAUUUGCGCGCACGCUUCCAGAAGCUCUUGCCCCCCGAGUUUGCGCACUACUCAGACCGUGACUUCAUGCACGCCGUGAUGCUAGCCUGGGAGAUUGACGACAGCCAGUGGACCCUGGGCACCAGCCGUUUGUUCCUGAAAGCCGGGCAGCUUCGAGCCCUUGAGGAGCUGAGAGACUCCAGUGGACAGGCCUCCCAGCACGUCAUCAAGAAGAUCCGCCAACAGUUUCCCGACAACUCGGCGAUUGAAGAUUGUUGGUUUGCCAAGAAAAAGCUUCGCGCUUUCGCCCACGCCAUCGAACUCGUCUCCUACCUGCGCCGCGUCAUGUUGCAGGGCAAGCGCGAACGCACCUAUGCAGGGCUGCGGCGUGCCAUCCGAUUCAUGGUGCGGGUGAACCGUUGGAAGAACCGAGCCCUGCGGCGCUUGGUGCCCUUCAGUGGCAUGGAUGAAGAGCAGGAAGCCAUCUUCACAAGAAAGCUGGGUGUGGGCUUUCAGACCGUGUCCUUGAACCUCAAUGCGACCAUGCUCCCACAGCUCUUUGUGACGAUGGGCGCUGCAGAUAUGCCCUUGAUCCACGCCAAGCAUCAGAAGGAGAUGACUUCAGAAGAAUACGAUGCUUCCUGGCAAGCCGAAGCGCAGGACGGCACGCGCGGCACGCGGGGACCUGGAAUGAAGAGAUGGAACUUCAAUGGUGGUGGAGUUGUGCCACCUUCAGUUGAAAGUGUCCUCUAUUUCAACGAUGGCGUUCUGAAAUGCGCGAAAUUGUUGGGAGGUGCCUUCGCUGCCACCACGCGCACCUCGGCCGGCGCCAUUUGCGACGUGCGCGUCGUGGACUGCUGCAGCAGUGGUCGCGCCUUCGCGGUGUCGACGGCGCCGGAGCUGGAGAAGUUGCGCUGCAUUUGCCAGGGCCACGAAAACAGUCAGAUGUUUGCCCAUUGUGAGCACUCCAAUACUAUCAUGCUGUGGCGUUGGAUGGGUGCCACUAAGCCCACCCAACCGGUGGUAGCAGCAGUAGCCAGCUUCAAGUUGCCAGCCUACUGGCAGGUGUAUCAGAUGUGUUUCCUCCCGGCAAACCCUGCACGGUCGGGUGAACAUGUCUUGGCCAUCUUGGGCCGCAUGCACGACUGCAACUGGCUGGCCAUCAGCGUCUACACGGUGUCUCGGGGGCGAAUCGUGUUGAACACCAUCAAGAAUGUUUAUCUGAAUCUCCUGGACGAAGCUCUGCAGAACGAGGGUGCCAGCAUCUCCCACUUCAACCUGUCGCACAGCGGUCGUACGCUGAUCUUGGCAGGAAAUCGGCUGCUGCGCCUCUACUCGGUCGGUUUGGCUGCCACUGGCACGGUGGAACUUGACGACUUAGAUCCGCAGCAGGACUGCGAAGCUCACAUCCUGGGCCGCGACCCCCACGGCACCGUCACAGCGGUGUGUGCCCUGCCUAUGGAUCCAGACAGCCGAAGUCCGGGUUUCCUGGACUGGAUCUGGUUGGGCGUCAGUAGUGGCGACAUGUUUGGCAUCCUCUUGGAAGAGACCAAUGGAACCAUUUCAGUGGCGACUUCCUCCGGACGCUUCCGAAGGAAUACCCAUUCCCAAGGGGUGCCGAUCCAAGCCAUUGUGGCAGUUCAUGAGCCGCUGGAAGGGGACCCCCGCAGUUUGCAUCACAGUCUCACCAUGAGAAAACCCAUGAUGAAUCCGAACGCCGUCCUGUCCAUCAGUGCUGAUGGAAAGCUCCUCCACAGUGAGCGGCGCUCGCACCAAUGGCAGCCUGUGGCGGAGUGGCAAGUUCCCUUAUCCCUGGAGGCCUUACGCUGCGGCUUUGCUGCCCGCUGCUCCGCACUGAUUCCACAGGUGCUGCUACUGGCGGACGAAGGCCGACAGUGUUUGAUCGCGUAUGAUCAACGACAGCCGGUGAACUCGGGCAUGUCCAUGUGCUCCUUCGCCAACUCCCACUUGAAGCUCCUCUCUCUGGAUCUGCGUGCUGGUGCUGGGGCCGCAGAUGUGAACCUGCUAGCUGAUUUGCGGGAUCCCAGCAGGAUCGAAGACAUCCUGUUCAAAGAGUAUGAUGUGAAGAUGAUGGUCAUUGCUGUCAAGCCGCCCCUGGUUGGGCCUUCAUACCAAUCCUUCAUGGAGGUGAAUAUGGCAGGGCUUUGUGAUUUGGUGAACUUGGCCGAAAGAUAUCGAGUUGGUAGCCUGGUGUACGUGUCGUCCUUUGCGGCUUGCAAUCAUUGGUUGCCGCAUCAGAACUUGGGGGAGACGGAUCCGGCUGCCAGCCCUCCCCUGACCUCCUUACGCUCACCUUAUGACCUGUCGAAAGCCAUGGCGGAGCAGUUCAUUUUGCAAAAGCACUCCGAAACGAUGCGCACUGUGAGCGUGCGCAUCGGUGGGGUCUAUGGGGAUGAUGACGACCAAUACUGGAACCGACGCUUGCCCUUCCGACUUUCACUGGAUAUCAGUGAUAAAGUGGCCAACCCGCCCAAGAUCGACGCUAACUAUGUAGAGAACGUCGCAGAAGGCUUGGUGCGUGUUGCCGAACGUCUCGCCGCAGAUGCCACGGUGGGCGGUCGCUGCUCGGCGGUCGCCAACUUUCCCCGGGGAGUUUCUGUGGUGAUUUCAUCUGUUUUGGCUCAUCUCUGCUCAGCUACGACCUUCGACCAAACCCUCGCCAUGCGAGCCGUGCUCGUCGCGACCUUCAUUGCGCAGCUGGCGGCACAGUCCACCACAGUGCCCCCAAAGGUGGCUUUGGAGGAGGCAGAACAUGAGUACGCAAAGGCCUUGAAAGAUGGAAAUGAAACGCUGAAGGAGCUGCAGAAGUGGUUGGAGGGCAUCGAAGAGUCGGCCAGCAAGCCGGAUGAGGCGGACAACAUCGCUGGGAAGAUCGAGCAUGAAGCCGUGGAAGACUUUAAAGACCAGAAGGACUCCAUGCUCUCGGAGUUCGACAAGAAGUUGGACGAACUCCCAAAAGCCGGCGACGCUUACGUGGCUGCGAAGGACUUGAAGAAACUGUCGAAGGAGAUCCAGAAGUUGUCGAAACAGGUGGCCAAGUCCAUGAAGAAAAAAUACCAUGAGCUGCGAACGGAACAGAAGGACAAGGCGCAGGACAUGAUGCAUUCGAUUCAGAAGGAUGCCCACAUGGCUAUGAAAAUUGCCAGGAAAGUGGAGCAUUUUGGCAGAAAGGCCGGUCAGCCGGAGUCGGAGUAUGAGGGCAACAUCGGACGGGCCGAGAAAAGCACCGAAGGCUUGUCCGGAAAGGCCGAGAAGUUUGGGGAGCAUGCUGAACAUGUGGUGGAGCAUUUCUUUGAGAAGGUUGAGGACAAGGUGGAGGACCGUGGACGCAGCUUGGAGAAAGAGGCGAAGACCAAGGGCAAAGAGCGCGAGAAGUCGAUCCAAAGCGCCCUGCAGGAGGCAGAAGGCAGUCCAGCAAAGUCAGCAAAGCCAGCGGCCUCAAAGUCAGCAAAGCCAGCGGCCUCAAAGUCAGCAAAGCCAGCGGCCUCAAAGUCAGCCAAGCCAGCGGCCUUGUUCCUCCGUGGCGAGACUGGAUCUCUCAACCCGGAGGCGCUGCUGAGCCUCUUGCUCCCAGCCACCGGUUUCGCGAUGUUGGCUUUGGCGUUUGCAUGGGGUCGCAGGACACCCAGCCUGAACAUGCCACCCUCUCUUGGCUGAGCGAUGAGGGAGCCAGUGAAGGCGUGACAUGAUUCGUGGGCA